Scophthalmus maximus (turbot) is the source of this 3553-nucleotide messenger RNA. It is a transcript of the gene apbb3, whose product is annotated as amyloid beta (A4) precursor protein-binding, family B, member 3. Gene Ontology annotation, molecular function: amyloid-beta binding; transcription factor binding. Gene Ontology annotation, biological process: regulation of DNA-templated transcription. Bases 823 to 2268 code for a protein of 481 amino acids. The record is from RefSeq and is a predicted model, not a curated record. NCBI's taxonomy places the organism in Eukaryota, Metazoa, Chordata, Actinopteri, Pleuronectiformes, Scophthalmidae. The transcript is spliced from 15 exons. Gene Ontology annotation, cellular component: nucleus; cytoplasm.
ACAACAUGUGGGCAGCCUGUAGAAAACACCACAUUUGUACCUGAGUAAUAAGUGUUUAAUGAUUUUUUUUAAUACCAAACUAAAAGCAACAUAUGAAUAAUGAUUCAAUUCUUUAAUUUAUAUACACAAAGUAUUUAAAUAUUGUCAAGAGGCUUAGGAGAAACUUUAAUCGUCAGUUUUCGAAUGAAGUGCGUCAUUGGCUGUAGUUCCGGGAGGACCCGAGCAGGUGCAGCCGAACCGUCGGCUUCAUAUUCAAGACUCCGUUCGGAUUAUUAACCUUUUGAAUUUCUUCAGCGUCCGGAGCUGCUGAGUGAAGGAAACUCUCACCUGGUUUCAUGUACAUGUCGUCCAUGUUGGAGUCCAUCGGCUCGAGUCACCAGAGCUUCUUCUUCUUCUUCUUCCGGAGGACAGUGCAGGGUGAGCGAGGCAGAGACUUAGAGAUGGGAGGGGGCGAUGACAUCAGCAGGAGGAGGAGGAGGAGGAGGAGGAGGAGAACAGCAUCCUUCAUCAGACAGAGAGGAGAGAGAGAGGACGAGUGAGGACGAGUGAGGGAGAGGACGGACGAAUGAGAGACGAGAGAGAGAGAGAGAGAGAGAAAACACCGGGACAUAGAGAAGAUAAAGGAGAAGAAGAAGGAGAAGACGACUGAUGGUGUCGACAGACGGAGGGACGAGAGACACUGAGAGACACAGACAGACGGAGAGAGAGAGAGACGAGCAGCAGGAGGCUUUAACGUCUGUUAUCUGGGCCUCUCGGUGUGUGUGUGUGUGUUAGUGUGUGUGUGAUCAGCUGAUUGGAACAAACAAGUUGGAGGGCAGAACCAUGAUGGGCAAGGACUACAUGUUGGCCAUCAUCAUAGUCAACUAUGACGACAACAUCUGGACUGACCAGAACCUGCAGCCGGACCCGGACCUUCCCUCCGGCUGGAGAACCAUCAAAGACUCCACAGGAACGUACUACUGGCACGUUCCCACCGGCACCACCCAGUGGCAGCACCCCAGCCUCACUGGGACGCCCCGGCCUCUCGACACACAGCAGGAGGAAGCUGGACAGCAGUGCUCCAGCAAACAGACAGACACACCACCGGAGGACAGGUCUUCAUGGCAUGAAGAUUAUCUGACCAUCCACGACCCAGACUCCAAGUGUUUUGCGGUGCGCUCACUGGGCUGGCUGCAGGUGGAGGAGGAGGACCUGUCUCCCGGUCGCAGCAGUCUUGCCGUCAGUAACGUCAUCCAGCAGCUGUCUCACUGCAGCAGCCCCGAGCAGAGAGACAGGAUGGGAGCCUGGGGGGAGGGUCGGGAGAUGGUGCUGGUUCUGAAGAAAGACACUCUGACCCUGUUGGACCCUUUAGACCAAACCCCCCUCCACUCUCAGCCAAUCUUCAACAUCCGUGUCUGGGGAGUGGGCUGCAACAAUGGCAGGGACAGGGACUUUGCCUUCGUGGCGGGAGAUAAGGACAGCUGUAUGCUGAAGUGUCACGUGUUCCGCUGCGAUGCUCCAGCCAAAGCCAUCGCCACUGCUCUGCAUGAGAUGUGCUCCAAGAUGAUGUCAGAGAAGGCGCUGAUGAGGCCGUCCCGCUCUCUGACGAUGGAGAGUAUCUCACCUGAAGACCUGCCCAGACAAGUUGAGUUCCUGGAGGCGGUCCAGCAGCAGGUCCAGAGGUUUGAGGUCCAGUACAUCGGUAACCUGCCGGUGUCCAGAGCCAUGGGUAUGGAGGUGUUGAACAGAGCGAUCGAGAGCAUCAUGAACUCCACAGACAGAGACGACUGGGAGCCGACUGUGAUCCACGUCACUGAUAACGUCCUGUCUCUGCGGAAGGGCGAGGAGGGGGAGGAGCCGCUAUGGGAGUGUCAGGUUCGCUUCCUCACCUUCCUUGGUGUCGGCCAUGACAGCCACACCUUUGCCGUGAUCGUCGAUGGCGGCACGCAGCGAUUCGAGUGUCACGUGUUCUGGUGUGAGCCCGACGCAGGAUUCCUCUCAGAGGCCGUCCAGGCAGCGUGCAUGGUCCAGUAUCAGAAGUGUCUGGUGGCUCAGACUCCUCCGCCGAGGUCAAAGUCAUGGCGUGCGAACCCCUCAAAGGUCAAACGGGCCAACUCCAUGGACAGCGCCGCCUUUCCUCCUCUCACCGCCCGAUACCACAGCAACGGCAGCUCCACCAUGAUGAUGCAGAGGAUAACGAAGGGCAACGGCGGCGGCAGCAGCGGCGUGAGGAAGGGGAUGAUGGCGUUCUUCGAAACUUUUCGCAACAAACAGACCGCCACCUCCUAAUGACAGGGGCGGGACCGUCAGAGCCAUACAUCAGCAGCAGUGGUAUAUUCUGAGUGGUCUCCGCUCUGCCAGAACUAGAACAUGUUCGACCAAGACACUGACGUGACGAAACAAAACAAUCGACUGACUCGUGAACUCGUGGCUCUGUCGGUCCGACUGUCUGAUUCUGCCGCCUUCACCUUACCAGCGAACGACGACACUCGCCUCAGUUGCCUCGUCCUAAAACAUUCCUGUCAGAACUCGUGGGAAUGUCACGUGACCAGGUCCUGAAGACGCUGUGACGGAUCAGACCAGGAAACAUCAACGCACACAACCGAUCAGUAACACGUCCGACAGCUCAUCACGUGCUCAGAUCAUUUCAUCCACAGAAAAGUGAAAAAUGAUCGUACUACUCGGGACCAUGUGACCAUCAGUACACCUUCAAAACAAGGAAACUGAAACAUGAGACUGAUAAGACAAAAAAGAUCCUACUUAGAUUUAAUCAAAAAAGAACUUAAUCGUUAUCUAUUGGUAUUACCCUUAAAGAACCCUUAAAGAACCCUUAAAGAACCCUUAAAGAACCCUUAAAGAACCCUUCGUUCCUGAACCUCUGCCCCACAUUUCCCAUUGAAAAGAGUGAAGCUUAGAUUUAAGUUAGAGAAGAAGAGUGUACCACAGUGGAUGUCAGUGUCACACAAACAAUACAGAAAACAAGUUGUAUAAUUAUUAUUAUUAUGAGAAGAGAAAGUCAAAAUGUUAGAGAGUAGUUUGAUGAUGCUUCAGACGUCAGAACUUAAAAGUAUUAAAUAGGAUCCAUUAAAAAAAGUUUCAGUGAAAUCGAUCAAUAGGCUGCAGCUGAGGAUUAAUCUUAUUGGCUGAUGUGCAGAUAUUCACAAUGCAAACAUUUUAAUGUAACACGCUAUUGAACGCCUCCUGGGCCGGUCAGUAAAUGCACCACAAACAAAUCUACAUCUAUUGAAAAGAUAUUUUUGAGACUUGAACGACAGCGGGACACGUGACCUGUGCAUGUCAAUGACAGCAUGGAAAGUCAUUGUACACCUCCUGGAAACGACUCCUUGAACAUCAGGAGUGUGUGUGUGUGUGUGUGUGUGAGAGAGAGAGAGAGAGAGAGAGAGAGAGAGAGAGAGAGAGAGAGAGAGAGAGUCUCCAGCUGCCUCCUGAUUGGCCGAAGCCCUGGUGGGUUCAAUGUUAGUAGGAAAAUAUAUUCUCUUCGUGUGUCUGCAGGAAAAACAACUCGAUGAUGUCAUGUAUAAUAACAUAGAAUAAAGACAUGAAACUAUCAAAA